CACACACACACAGGAAGUCAGACAACUAAGAAAAAAAAGCACUCCUCAUCCUCCCAAGUCCCUCUCGGUUCUCUGGGCUUCUUCCGAAGACAAAAAUUAGCAACUUUUCUCUCAAAGAAGAAUUCCUCUCAUUUUCGGCUCUUUUCUUGGCCCACCAAUAGACAAGCCACAAAAAAAAAUAAUCUUUUCCCUCCCUCUCUCGGCUAGCUCUUAGGAGUAACAGACAAGAACAAAAACCAAACAAAAAAACAAAAAACUCCACUGAAAUUUUCUUUUGGACCUCUCGGCUCCCUCUACCCAUUUUUCUUCCACAAAAUCAAACACAAAAAGGGAGGCAGCUAUCGGUUGGACAACUGAAGCUUGGAAUUUCCUCCAAACUCUAGCCAAAGGACCGUAAUUCUAGUUGAGAACCAUGAAUGGAGUCGACGAUGAUGGCUUUCCAGCUCCUAAGCUCUUCUCUCAGGGCUACUCCUACACCUAUGACGACCUCAUCUUCCUCCCCCACUUCAUCGACUUCUCCACCGAUGAUGUCUCCCUCUCCUCUCCUCUCUCCCGCAACCUCUCCCUCUCCCUCCCCUUCGUCUCCUCCCCCAUGGACACCAUCUCCGAGUCCUCCAUGGCCUCAGCCAUGGCCUCCCUCGGCGCCUUCUCCUUCAUCCACUCCAACAACUCCCCCUCCCACCAGGCCUCUCUCGUUCGCGCCGCCAAGUCCCACCGACUCCCUUUCUCCUCUGAUCUCAUCUUCCUCUCCCCCUCAGACUCCAUCCUCUCCCUCGAAGACUUUGGCUCCUCCCCUUGCAUCUUCGUCACCAGCUCUGGCACCAGCCGUUCCAGGCUCUUGGGCCUGGUCUCUCGCUCCGAUUGGGAGGCUUUGCCCUCCGAGUAUUCCAAGGAUGCCAGGAGGGUCUCCGAUUACAUGAGGAAGGUGGACCGCGACUUCUGUUCCUUGCCCAAUGGUUCUACUUUGGAGGAUGUUGCUGCCUAUUUGGCUGCUCGUAAACUCGAUUUCGUCCCCCUGGUCAGGACAGCGGCCCAUGACGGCGAUGAGGACGAGGUGGUGAACCUGGCCACUUUUUCUGACGUCGAGAGGAUCAAGGGGUUCCCCAAGCUAGGCCUCCCCUCCCUCGGCCCGGACGGCAACUUUCUGGUGGGUGCCUCCAUUGGGACCCGCGAGUCUGACAAGGAGAGGCUGGAGCAUCUGGUCAAGGCUGGGGUCAAUGCGGUGGUCUUGGACAGCUCUCAGGGGAAUUCCAUUUAUCAGCUGGAGAUGAUCAAGUACGUGAAGAGGACGUAUCCGGGGUUGGAUUUGAUUGGAGGGAAUGUGGUGACCAUGUAUCAGGCCCAGAACUUGAUUCAGGCAGGCGUUGAUGGAUUAAGGGUUGGCAUGGGUUCUGGUUCCAUUUGCACCACCCAAGAGGUCUGCGCUGUUGGCCGUGGACAGGGCACAGCUGUUUAUAAAGUAUCAUCUAUUGCUGACCAAAGUGGUAUCCCUGUCAUUGCCGAUGGUGGCAUUUCAAAUUCCGGGCACAUUGUCAAGGCUUUAGUUCUUGGGGCAUCAACUGUGAUGAUGGGCAGCUAUUUAGCUGGAAGCACUGAAGCUCCAGGCACUUACCAAUAUCAGGAUGGCAUUCGAGUCAAGAAAUACAGGGGCAUGGGAUCUUUGGAAGCAAUGACAAAAGGGAGUGAUGCAAGAUACUUGGGUGAUACAGCUAAACUGAAAAUAGCUCAGGGUGUAGUUGGAGCAGUUAGAGACAAAGGAUCAAUUCUUAAGUUUAUACCCUAUACAGUGCAAGCAGUGAAGCAGGGUUUCCAGGAUCUUGGUGCUUCAUCUGUUCAAUCUGCACAUGACCUGUUAAGAUCGGAGGUGCUGAGGCUUGAGGUUCGAAGUGGAGCAGCACAAGUCGAAGGUGGAGUUCAUGGUUUGGUAUCUUAUGAAAAGAAAUCUUUUUGAAACCUUAAUUGAUGCUACCAUUUUUUGAAGCCUUUUGCAAUUCUUUUGCUGCGCCAUCUGCAAUCCUGUGGUCCGUGUUAAUUACAUGCAUUGUUUUUUGAUGGCUAUGGGUGGAAUCUCUUCUUUUGGUUUGAAGAGCCAUCUAGGGCAGAAGCCAUAUUACUGCAUGCACUGCAAUUAAUUGGCUUUUGGAUUUCAAGUAUCGGCUACUGUUAAAGAGUAGAUUAUGAUUCUUUGAUAUAUUAAUUUUACUGAUUAAGCGGGGAAGUGUGUUGGUUAAAUAACAAGGACUUAUUUCACUUGCUGCUUCUUUGUAUGCACCAUAUGUGCUCCCUAAAUUGGCAGUCUAAAGCAUAUGAUCCCCAGUAUUCAUCCUAAGGAUUGGGGAUGAAGGGGAAAGCGGCAAGGCAGCCAGCUAUGCAUGUUAGGAUCUUUCCAUUACAAAGGCAAACGCUCAGCAGUCAGCAUCUGCACAUGUUUUCGUAUCACAUGCAUGGUAAGUUUCGAAAUUUGCUCUUCGAGAUAUAUUCUCUGCCGGGAUUAGACAAUUUUUAGCUUUGCAUAUUGGAAAAAACGUCUCUUGCAUAUCUAGGGUGUACAAGCAAGGCUGGCGUGAGAGCAGGGCUGCGGGCUUAAGCAAGUCUCUGUUCCCACCAGAAAUUUGCAGGAAUGAGCUUCGUGGUGGUAUAGAUAAAACAGUUCUAAGCAGCUGAUUCCGAGCUGGAGUGCGCCUUUACUUCUUUGGUUGAAUUGGAUUGCCAGCACUAAUCUUAAAUUAGUUUCAUGGCCAGGAUUAUUUACUGUCUUAUUAGCUCAGUGUCCAGGAUUAGUUACUGUAUUUGGUGGAUCCUUUGGAAGAGGACAAGCACCAAAGCAGUAGUUACCCUGAGCCACUUCAGCCUAAACGUUCUUCUAUCUAAGAACUAGUCUUUUGCACGA
Messenger RNA from Coffea eugenioides, 2890 nucleotides. Its product is annotated as inosine-5'-monophosphate dehydrogenase 2-like. Gene Ontology annotation, molecular function: IMP dehydrogenase activity. Lineage: Eukaryota; Viridiplantae; Streptophyta; Magnoliopsida; Gentianales; Rubiaceae. Gene Ontology annotation, biological process: GTP biosynthetic process. The record is from RefSeq and is a predicted model, not a curated record. Gene Ontology annotation, cellular component: cytoplasm. The coding region runs from base 413 to 1951 and encodes 512 amino acids. The transcript is spliced from 5 exons.